Chinchilla lanigera (long-tailed chinchilla) is the source of this 2624-nucleotide messenger RNA. RefSeq names its product X-prolyl aminopeptidase (aminopeptidase P) 2, membrane-bound (gene Xpnpep2). Gene Ontology annotation, molecular function: metalloaminopeptidase activity. The record is from RefSeq and is a predicted model, not a curated record. NCBI's taxonomy places the organism in Eukaryota, Metazoa, Chordata, Mammalia, Rodentia, Chinchillidae. The transcript is spliced from 21 exons. Bases 302 to 2326 code for a protein of 674 amino acids.
UGUCUCAGAGACCUUUGGACUCUGCCCGGGGCAGGCUCAUAGCGCAUGCCAAGCUACAAGGAGCCUGCACAGGUUGCCGGAGACAGCCCAAGGUUCCUCUGCCCACCGUGGCUCCCAGAAACUUCUGAAACAAAGGACCAGAGGAGAACUCUCCACCCAACAGCCGGACACAUCCUCCCCAUUGCCAGCCCCAUCUCUGUCUGCCGCUGCCCAGAAAAGGCCUGGAAGACGAGACAAGAGGAACAGCCCUGCCCUCUCAACCAGCCCUGCGACUCUCUCAGCGCUGGCAUCUGGAGACCCCAUGGCCCGGGCUCACUGGGGUUGCUGCCCCUGGCUUGUCCUCCUCUAUGCUUGUGUCUGGUGCCACCCAAAGCCAGGGGACCUUGGAAGAGAAGAUGUGAGAAACUGUUCAGCCAAUCCUCAGCACCUUCCAGUCACUGUGGUCAAUACCACAGUGAGGCUCUUAGCCCUCCGCCAGCAGAUGGAGGCCUGGAAUCUCUCUGCCUACAUCAUCCCGGACACGGAUGCCCACCAGAAUGAAUACAUCGGAAAACAGGACGAGAGGCGGGCAUGGAUGACAGGCUUCACAGGGACUGCAGGUACUGCAGUAGUGACCAUGGCGAAAGCAGCUGUCUGGACUGACAGCCGCUACUGGACUCAGGCAGAACGGGAGAUGGACUGCAACUGGGAUCUCCAUAAAGAAGUUGGUAUCAGUCCUAUUGUCACCUGGCUCCUAGCUGAGAUUCCUGCUGGAGGGCGUGUGGGCUUCGACCCCUUCCUCGUCUCUUUUGGCUCCUGGAACAAUUAUGACACAAACCUCCAGGGCUCCAAUCUACAGCUGGUGUCCAUCACAACCAACCUUGUAGACCUGGUGUGGGGCUCAGAGAGGCCCUCGGUGCCAAGUGAACCCAUUUAUGCCCUGGAACAGGCAUUCACAGGGAGCACUUGGCAGGAGAAAGUAUCCAACAUCCGAAGCCAGAUGAAGGAGCAUAGAAAGGCCCCGACUGCUGUCCUUCUGACGGCGCUUGAUGAGACGGCCUGGCUCUUCAACCUUCGCAGCAGUGACAUCUCCUAUAACCCCUUCUUCUAUUCCUAUACACUGCUCACGGACUCUUCCAUCAGGCUGUUUGCAAACAAGAGUCGUUUUAGUCCUGAGACCCUGCAGUACCUGAACUCUGGCUGCACGGGGCCCAUGUGUGUACAACUUGAGGACUACAGCCAAGUCCGUGACAGCGUCCAGGCCUAUGUCUCAGGAGACGUGCGGGUCUGGAUUGGGACCCAAUACACCAUGUAUGGGCUGUAUGAAGUGAUACCCAAGGAGAAACUUGUGGCGGAUACCUACUCCCCAGUGAUGAUAACCAAGGCGGUGAAGAACAGCAAGGAGCAGGCCCUCCUCAAGGCCAGCCAUGUGCGGGACGCUGUGGCUGUGAUCCGGUACUUGGUCUGGCUGGAGAAGAACGUGCCCAAAGGCACAGUGGACGAGUUCUCAGGGGCAGAGUUCGUGGACCAGUUACGAGGAAAAGAAGACUUCUUUUCUGGACCCAGUUUCGAGACCAUCUCUGCUAGUGGCCUGAAUGCUGCCCUCGCCCACUACAGCCCGACCAAGGAGUUGAACCGCAAACUGUCCUCAGAUGAGAUGUACCUGGUGGAUUCUGGAGGGCAAUACUGGGACGGAACCACAGACAUCACCAGAACAGUCCACUGGGGUACCCCCUCUGCCUUCCAAAAGGAGGCAUAUACCCGCGUGUUGAUGGGAAACAUUGAUCUGUCCAGACUCAUCUUUCCUGCUGCUACAUCAGGGCGUGUGGUGGAAGCUUUUGCCCGCAAAGCCUUGUGGGAUGUUGGGCUCAAUUAUGGCCAUGGAACAGGCCACGGCAUCGGCAACUUCCUAUGUGUGCAUGAGUGGCCAGUGGGAUUCCAGAGCAACAACAUUGCCAUGGCCAAAGGCAUGUUCACUUCCAUCGAACCUGGCUACUAUCAGGAUGGAGAAUUUGGGAUCCGUAUUGAAGAUGUGGCCCUUGUGGUGGAAGCAAAGACCAAGUACCCAGGGACCUACCUGACCUUUGAAGUGGUGUCCUUUGUGCCCUAUGACCGGAACCUCAUCGAUGUCAGCCUACUCUCUCCUGACCAGCUCCAAUACCUGAAUCAAUACUACCAGGCCAUCCGAGAGAAGAUAGGCCCAGAGCUGCAGCAACGCCAGUUGUUGGAGGAGUUCGAGUGGCUGCAGCGACACACAGAGCCCCUGUCUGCCGGGGCUCCACACACAGCCUCCUUGGUCUCUGUGCUGGUAGCUUCUACUCUUGCCAUUCUCAGCUGGAGUAGCUAGAGGCUCCCGAUUCCCUGCUGACACUCCACCUGGACGUAAGACUCACUCACUCAGCUCCCCUCUGCCUGAACCAUGCAUCAUGCCCUGAAAGCCCCUGCCAGCCCACAACUGGAAGCCAUUGCCCUCCGCUUGCUCCAGACCAGGCCCCAAGCAGCACAUCCCCUCCCCAGGAUCUGUAGGCCUGACGCUGGACUCCCAACCCUAGGCCUGGAAUAGCAGAGCCGGCCAGUCCUCUCCUCUUGUAAGCACAGCUGCUGUGCCUCUGCACAAAUAAAAGACCAAAAGGGCAACGCUUCUA